AUGGUUAAUAAUCUCAUUUUCUCGAAUUUCAGCCAUUCGCGCUCGUUGACAAUAGAAAAGCAAUUGAUCAGCUUGAUCCUCUACAACAAGAAGGUGGUUUUGCAAGGCUUCCUUCGUCUUUCAAGCUCGUUGAAAAGCGACGUCAAUUCAAGUUUGGUGGUUCUUCUUCUUAAAAUUUUUGCUGACGCCAAAGCAUUUUCGAGAUUACCCUCCACAGAUCCUCAAAAGGAUAAGUUGAAAGGAGGUAAGAACAAAGUAGCACCUUUCAUUCCGGCUCAUGAGGACAAGAACAUUCUUCUUCUUGAUGAAGAGUAUUUUUACAAUUUUGGUGUGACGAGUAAGUUUGUUUCUUGCUUUUCAAAAGUCGAUGAUUUGAAUUGUGAGUUUGUUGAUGAGCAGCGACAGGCUCUUUUCAAUUGUGAACUGUUCUCGAUACCAUCCAUCGCUAGAUCUGAAGAUGUAACCGAAUCAUCUGGCAAUGAAACUAGUGUAUGCUGGCUUGAUAUUUUUGAGAAUGGCGUCCAUAAUGCCCGCCUGUCACAAUGUCAAUUACGAUCCAGCUGUUAA
Messenger RNA from Clavispora lusitaniae ATCC 42720, 567 nucleotides. NCBI's taxonomy places the organism in Eukaryota, Fungi, Ascomycota, Pichiomycetes, Serinales, Metschnikowiaceae. The record is from RefSeq and is a predicted model, not a curated record.